Odobenus rosmarus divergens (Pacific walrus) is the source of this 1882-nucleotide messenger RNA. RefSeq names its product phospholipase B domain containing 2 (gene PLBD2). Gene Ontology annotation, molecular function: glycerophospholipase activity. Gene Ontology annotation, biological process: phospholipid catabolic process. Bases 42 to 1811 code for a protein of 589 amino acids. The transcript has 12 exons. Gene Ontology annotation, cellular component: extracellular region. Lineage: Eukaryota; Metazoa; Chordata; Mammalia; Carnivora; Odobenidae. The record is from RefSeq and is a predicted model, not a curated record.
AGUCACGUGAGCGGGGCUGCGGCGCUCCGCUCCGCGCCGUCAUGGUGGCCCCGGUGUAUGGUUCCCCCGGCGGCCGCCUGGCCCGGGCGCUGACGCGGGCGCUGGCGCUGGCCCUGGUGCUGGCCCUGCUGGUCGGGCUGUUCCUGAGCGGCCUGACGGGCGCGAUCCCGAUCUCGGGACGCCAGUGGGGGCCCAACGGGCCGGUCCCUCCCGAGUCCCGCAGCCGCUCCGUGCUCCUGGACGCCGAGACCGGCCAGCUCCGCCUGGUGGAUGGCCGCCACCCGGAUGCCGUGGCCUGGGCCAACCUCACUAACGCCAUCCGCAAGACCGGGUGGGCCUUUCUGGAGCUGCAGACGAACGGCCGCUACAACGACAGCCUGCAGGCCUACGCCGCGGGCGUGGUGGAGGCCGCUGUGUCUGAGGAGCUCAUCUACAUGCACUGGAUGAACACGGUGGUGAAUUACUGUGGCCCCUUCGAGUACGAAGUCGGUUACUGCGAGAAGCUCAAGAGCUUCCUGGAGACCAACCUGGAGUGGAUGCAGGAGGAGAUGGAGCUGAACCAGGGCUCUGCUUACUGGCAUCAGGUGCGGCUGACCCUCCUGCAGCUGAAAGGCCUCGAGGACAGCUAUGAAGGCAGUAUGACCUUUCCAACUGGGAGGUUUACCGUCAAACCCUUGGGUUUCCUCCUGUUGCAGCUCACCGGGGACCUGGGAGACCUGGAGCCUGCCCUGAAUAAGACCAAGACCAAGCACGUUAUGGGCUCUGGCUCUUGCUCUGCCCUCAUCAAGCUGUUGCCUGGCCAGACGGACCUCUUGAUCGCCCACAACACCUGGACCUCCUACCAGAACAUGCUGCGCGUCAUCAAGAAGUACCGGUUCCAGUUCCGGGAAGACCCCCAAGAAAACUCUCCCCUGGCUCCUGGCAACAAGCUGGUCUUCUCGUCCUACCCUGGCACACUCUUCUCCUGUGACGACUUCUACAUCAUGGGCAGUGGGCUGGUGACACUGGAGACCACCAUUGGCAACAGGAACCCGGCCCUCUGGAAAUAUGUGCAUCCCAAGGACUGCGUGCUGGAGUGGUUGCGUAAUGUGGUGGCCAACCGCUUGGCCUUGGACGGGGACGCCUGGGCAGACACCUUCAAGAGGUUCAACAGUGGCACGUACAACAACCAGUGGAUGAUCGUGGACUACAAGGCAUUCAUCCCUGGCGGGCCCAGUCCCAGGAACAGGGUACUCACCAUCCUGGAGCAGAUCCCGGGCAUGGUGGUGGUGGCCGAUAAGACCUUAGAACUCUACCAGAAGACCUACUGGGCCAGCUACAACAUACCGUACUUUGAGAGUGUGUUCAAUGCCAGUGGGCUGCAGGCCCUGGUGGCCCAGUACGGGGACUGGUUCUCCUAUGAUGGGAGCCCCCGGGCCCAAAUCUUCCGGCGGAACCAGUCGCUGGUGCAUGACCUGGACUCCAUGCUCCGGCUCAUGAGGUACAAUGACUUCCUGCACGACCCCCUGUCGCUUUGCAAAGCCUGCAACCCCCAGGCCAACGCAGAGAACGCCAUCUCGGCCCGCUCUGACCUGAACCCAGCCAACGGCUCCUACCCUUUCCAGGCCCUGCACCAGCGCUCCCACGGGGGCAUAGAUGUAAAGGUGACCAGCAUGGCACUGGCCAGGGCCUUUCGCAUCAUUGCCGUCAGUGGCCCUACGUGGGACCAGCUGCCUCCGUUCCAGUGGAGCUCCUCGCCCUUCAGUGGCCUGCUGCACAUGGGCCAGCCUGACCUCUGGAAGUUCUCGCCCAUCGAGGUCUGGUGGGACUGAGUCUCCUUCUCUGCCCUGCUGAGCCCCAGUGGGGCCGCCCUCGGCCGCCACCCUGACCUCCUGCCCGACCC